This is a messenger RNA of Rhincodon typus (whale shark), 3844 nucleotides long. RefSeq names its product GATA binding protein 3 (gene gata3). The transcript has 8 exons. Gene Ontology annotation, molecular function: zinc ion binding; DNA-binding transcription factor activity, RNA polymerase II-specific; RNA polymerase II cis-regulatory region sequence-specific DNA binding. Gene Ontology annotation, cellular component: nucleus. The coding region runs from base 389 to 1837 and encodes 482 amino acids. Gene Ontology annotation, biological process: cell fate commitment; embryonic organ development; regulation of epithelial cell differentiation. NCBI's taxonomy places the organism in Eukaryota, Metazoa, Chordata, Chondrichthyes, Orectolobiformes, Rhincodontidae. The record is from RefSeq and is a predicted model, not a curated record.
CGGAAGAGAACUCGAGAGGCUGGCUUUACGGCUGAAUGCAGAGUUUGGUCUGAUUGAAAUAGCGAGUCGGGCUAUAAUUGCACAUUGCUCGUCUGUCUGUCACGGGGCGAUAAGUUUUGGGAGAGAGAUCAGGGGAAAAAAAAACACAGCGAGCUGCUAGCGCCAGACUCCACACAAGAGCUCAAGAGAAAAGCGUCUCUACCUCCUCUUGGCAGACUGGCCAACGGGAACAUCAGUGUAUGAGAAAGCAGCGCCGAAGGAUCAACUUUAAGUGGAUUGUGUAAACUGAAAAAUAGAGCUCGGACUUUGAAGGGGACAGGGACUGUAAUCCCAGAGACAAACACACACAUACCAAAAAAAAGGGGGUUGCAUUCGAAGGUUGGCCGCGAUGGAAGUGGAUCAGCCCCGCUGGAUGACUCACCAUCAUCCCGCCGUGCUGAAUGGACAACAUCCCGACUCUCACCACCCAGGCUUGGGACAUGGGUAUGUGGACUCUGCGCCCUAUCUCCCGUCCGAGGAAGUGGAUGUACUUUUCAACAUUGAUGGCCAAGCGAAUCACGUCGCAUCAUACUAUGGAAACUCGGUCCGGGCCACCGUGCAGAGAUAUCCACCACCACACCACGGGAGUCAGGUUUGCCGCCCUCCUCUGCUUCACGGCUCUCUGUCCUGGCUUGAUGGAGGAAAAUCCCUGGCUUCUCAUCAUAAUGCUUCUCCUUGGAAUCUGAGUGCAUUCAGCAAGGCUCCACUCCACCACAGCUCCCCAGGAGCUCUUUCUGUCUACCCUCCAUCCUCAUCAGCCUCCCUGUCAGCAGGACACUCCAGCCCUCACCUCUUCACCUUCCCCCCUACCCCUCCCAAGGAUGUCUCCCCUGACCCGACCAUCUCCACCCCCGGGUCGACCAGCUCCAGCCGCCAGGAGGACAAGGAGUGCAUCAAGUACCAGGUGUCCCUGGCUGAGGGCAUGAAAUUGGAGACAGGAUCCUCUCACCCCAGAAGCAGCAUGGCAUUAGGAGGGUGCUCAUCCUCAGCCCAUCACCCUCUGGCCUCUUACCCACCUUACGUCCCUGAAUACAGCUCCAGCCUCUUUCCAUCUGGCAGCCUGUUAGGAGGAUCUCCCCCGGGCUUUCCUUCCAAAUCAAGACCGAAAGCACGUUCCAGCACAGGGGAUCGCGAAAAAAUACUUCGUGACUGUAAAUUGCACCAUUUGGAAGUUGACCGAUCAAGCUGUAGUGAACUGGGGAUAUGUGCAUUCGACAUUUUAAUAGAAGGUCGAGAAUGCGUGAACUGUGGAGCCACCUCUACCCCCCUGUGGAGGAGGGACGGCACUGGGCACUAUCUGUGUAAUGCUUGCGGUCUGUACCACAAAAUGAACGGCCAGAACCGACCUCUCAUCAAACCCAAGAGGAGACUGUCUGCGGCCAGACGGGCAGGGACGUCCUGUGCUAACUGUCAGACUACGACCACCACAUUGUGGAGACGGAAUGCCAAUGGAGACCCGGUCUGCAACGCCUGUGGACUCUACUAUAAGCUCCACAACAUUAACCGACCACUGACCAUGAAGAAGGAAGGAAUCCAGACCCGGAAUAGGAAAAUGUCCAGUAAAUCUAAGAAGAGCAAAAAGACCAACGACGGUCUGGAUGAGUUUUCAAAGAGCCUCAUGGACAAGGCCAGUUCUUUCAGCCCCGCAGCCCUCACAAGACAUGUGUCGCCGAUCCAUCAUAUUCCACCCUUCAGCCACUCGGGUCACAUGCUGACGACACCGACACCGAUGCAUCCACCUUCCAGCCUGUCCUUUGGACCUCACCAUCCCUCUAGUAUGGUCACUGCGAUGGGCUAGAGGUCUCCCAUUCAAAGCUUGGGGACUAGGGCUGCAGAGCAAGCAUGCUUUGCACUAACAUUUUCCAAAUGAAACAAAAAAACAAAACGAGCACCGUCCACCCAAUUUCAGAUGUCAGGAAGCCUCUGAGACUGGACGACCGCACACAAUACUUCUGUUAGUCAGCUUCGUUCAGAUAAGGGGUUUCCCAAACAUCACCUGUAAGGAGCGCAUUAUGCUGUGUAUGUAUUGCUCCACCACUGACUCCUCAACCACCAUUUGUGAAUACGUCAUUGUAGACUCAUCACCUGUUUAUUUGUAAGACAGGAUCUUGUGCUGUGAAAUAUAAUUUUAAACAAGCUACCACCCAACUUCCCUCCCUUUAUCCUCCAUCUCCAAUCUUGCAAAUACCUGUAAAAUAUACAAUGAUGAAUGGGUCAACUGUGAGACUGCGUGGGGGUUCUGUUUGUACCCUGAUCAGCCCUGGAUGGUUGAGGACCCUCGAACCAAGAGGGAGAUGAAUAGAGUUUGAAGAGGAGACAGCAAACUGACAGAAGAGAGCCAGGCUACUCCUCUCUGCUCGUAAAACUGCCGAAAACAAACUCCCAGAUCUACUGCCUCACACCAGCGGAAGUUGUUUGAUGCAUUACCUUGUAGACAGACCAUUUAUCUGGCUUUAGCCUCCACAUAGGAAGUACUAUCAGUUGCAGGCAAUCAGUGUUAUACACGGAUAUUGCCAAUGAGGACUGUGGACAGCUAUUGUCCUUGACUGAAAUGCAUUGUGAACAAGUUCCUGUAACUGUUGUUUGUAUGUAAGUAAUUCAGACUACCAGAAGAUGAUGUAGAAGAAUUAUUUCAUUACACGCUAUACAGACUGAAUGGUUGUAUACAUUUAACAGAAUUAUUAUUGCUAGUGGAAAAAAAAAGACUGCUACAGUUUUGUUCGAUAAUUUUCUUUCUUUAAAAAAAAUAAACUAGAUUUAAUUUUGUUGAUCUAAUGCGGUUCUGCUUGAGAGGGUUUUUUAAUUUUGUUUUGGGUUGCUAAUGUUUGGAUGGUUUCCUGGCACCACAGCGUCUGUUUUUGCUUGUCCCUCUCACCACAAUAUUUCUGCUUUUGUGGGUGUACAGGAAAUAUAAAAAUUGCAUGUUAGCACUAUUGGCUUCAUAGCCUGAGGCCUAGUGACAAAAUACUGUGGUUCUGGUAAUGUGUACCUCCUGUGAUCUUCAGGUCUUGCUCUAAGGGUUUCUGUAGCUUUGAGAGUCAAGUACUGUAACUGUUGUCUCCUUAACUUCACAUAAAACAUUAAAAUAAUUAUAAAAAAAAAACUUCAGCUCCAUGUGCAACUUUUAACUGCUACAGACUUUUUUUUUCAAAAGAGAUGUGAAUAAAACAUUUACAGCUUCUAAAGUCUAUUUACAAGCCCUUUCUUAAAAGGUUAAAAAAAAGUCUCUUUUGCUUUCAACUUGUCCAAUCUUUUCUACCUCAACCACAUGAAGUUAAUAAAGGACUAAAUAACUGUAAAAACUCAUUAAAUUCAGCACAUCUGGGAGUUAACAAGCAAGUUAUGGUCAGUCCUGUUAACAGUGCAGUGCCAGUAAACCACCCAAAAACACUGAUGGUGCUGUGCACCCUUAUCCAUGGUGCAAAGCGUACAUAUUAUGUAAUAACCACUUGUGCAUCUUUUUAGUGGCUGAUUUUAAACAUAUCAUCCAUUAAACAUUUAAUUUUCCUUUAUUUUUUGUUGUAAAAUAAUUCCUGUCUUGUUCUUAUAGUUUUCAAGGUACUGACAAAGCCAAAAAGGAUGUGCAAUAUGACAUAGAAAACUGGCGGCGUAGACAAAUGUGACAGGUUCUAAGUUAUUUGUACAUUAUGCAGUACCUUUCAGAUGUGGAGCUUUAAGGAUACAGUAUUUCUCUUUUUUUUCUAGUAAAGUAAGUUAUUGGUGAAUAGAUAUUACCUGACCUGUUCCUAUCUCUUGUAAAGAAUGGAAUACUAUGCUACUUGUAUUAAUAAAUGAACAAAGUGUA